ACAAAGUCUACGGCUCAAUGGAAAAUAAGCAUCCGAUAAAUCCUUAAUCACACUCAGACCAGCUGGAAUUUUUAACAAUUUCAGUUAAUUAAAAAUCUUAAUCCAAUUCCAUCCCGAUCUUGUCUCUCACUUUCUCUUAAUUGUUAAUAUUCGCCCCUCUUGUUUUGCCAGAUAAAGUGGCCUCAAGAAACCAAAACCCAAACUGAUGCCAGCAAAAUUCCGAAAACAAGAAACCAAUUUGCUGACCCGUUUCCCUCUAUAAUACGGCUUUCUAUCUCUCCGGAGCACAGAGCCAGAGGGAUAGAUACAUUUUUUGCAGCGAUCCGGCUUUUCUUUGAUGGCUGCCUACCGUUGUGUAGACUUUUUGUAGUGUCUUGUUUUGAGAGCGGCGGAAAGUGGAAAAUGCAGAAGCGGAGAUGGAGGGCGGUGGUGGUUUUGCGAAAGUUGCUAACGUGUGCCAUAUGCGCAAUAACGAUGAUGGCUCUGCUCUCUGUACACGUGCAGGUAUUCCCUUCCUCCAAGGUUCCUGACUUACCUGAACCUUACAAGCUUCCCACUACCACCACUCAGCAGCUUGAUGUCAAUAAAUACUCAAGAGUGAGCAUUGAACAAGAACAAAGUUGGAGCAAAGAGCAAACGCCAUCCCAUUUGUCCAAACCACCUCUUCCUUCUCACAAGUUGGAUGGUGCUAGGGGAAAUUCGGAUUCCAAGCUAUGGAAGCAUCCACCAUAUCGUGAUUAUUGGCCAUGUGUGGAGCCUAGUUCUAACUAUACAUUUCCUGGGGAGUCAAAAGGUUACCUUCUCGUUCAUACAAAUGGUGGGCUUAACCAGAUGCGAGCUGGGAUUUGUGAUAUGGUAGUUGUUGCCCGAAUAAUAAAUGCCACUCUUGUUGUUCCAGAACUGGAUAAAAGAUCAUUUUGGCAAGACACCAGCAACUUUUCAGAUGUUUUUGAUGAAGAUCAUUUUAUCAGUGCUCUAGCCAAUGAUGUAAAAGUCAUAAAAAAGCUUCCUAAAGAAAUGGUUAGUGCUGCCAAAAUAGUUAAGCAAUUUAGAAGCUGGUCUGGUAUGGACUACUAUCAAGGGGAGAUAGCAAGCUUGUGGGAAGAUUAUCAGGUUAUUCGAGCUGCCAAGUCUGACUCUCGCCUGGCAAACAACAAUCUUCCCCCAGAUAUUCAGAAGCUGCGUUGCCGUGCUUGUUAUGAAGCCCUCCGUUUUGCGCCUCGAAUUGAAGAGAUGGGAAAAAUAUUGGUGGAGCGAAUGAGAUCGUAUGGUCCAUACAUUGCUUUACACUUACGAUAUGAAAAGGACAUGCUUGCCUUUAGUGGAUGCACACAUGGUUUAUCUAGUGCUGAAGCUGAUGAGUUAAAGAAGAUUAGAGAAGAAACUGCGUACUGGAAAGUAAAGGAGAUUGAUUCUAGGGAGCAGAGAUCCAAAGGUUAUUGCCCUCUAACUCCAAAGGAGGUUGCUAUGUUUCUCACUGCACUUGGAUACCCCUCAGACACCCCCAUAUACAUUGCCGCAGGAGAGAUAUAUGGAGGUGAUUCUCGCAUUGCUGAUCUGCAAUCCCGCUAUCCUAUUUUAAUGAGCAAGGAAAAAUUGGCAUCUGUCGAGGAGCUUAAACCAUUUACUAAUCAUGCUUCUCAAAUGGCUGCGCUUGACUAUAUUGUGUCCAUUGAAAGUGAUGUGUUUAUUCCAUCAUAUUCUGGAAACAUGGCAAGGGCAGUGGAAGGUCACCGUCGUUUUCUGGGACAUAGAAAAACAAUUUCUCCUGAUAGGAAGCAACUUGUUCAUAUGUUUGACAAAAUUGAACGAGGAAAACAGAAAGAAGGUGAAGAUUUAUCAAAAAAGAUUAUUGAAAUGCACAAAAAACGGCAAGGAUCCCCAAGGAAGAGAAAAGGUCCCAUCUCAGGAACAAAGGGUAUGGAAAGGUUUCGUUCCGAGGAAGCCUUUUAUGUAAAUCCCUUGCCAGAUUGUUUGUGUCGGAGGCAAUCACCAAAUCUGAACGGCUCUCUUGUGAUCAAGUAGUUUGGACGCAGGAUAAAAUUUCCCUUUUGGAAAAAAUAUUCCCUGUGAUGGCUGGAUACUGACAAUUUGACAAGUCAGUAUCUGUAGAAGCUUUUACAAACUGGUUGUGCCAUCAUAAGACUAGGGAUGCGGAUUCUGUACAUCUUGAGUUUAGGCAAGGAUGAUGAUAUGAUGGAGAUGUAGAUGACGAAUGUAUCACAGUUUGCUGCAAGGAAGAAGUGGGCAAUACCUGAAAACUGGAUUCCCUUUCUAUAAAGGAGGAAUAUAGCAAGUGCAUGGACUUACUGGCAAAAAAAUUCAUCUACUAGCAUAAGGAUUCGUUGGGUUUAUGAUACUUGUGUUACUGCUAAUCUCAGAAAUAACGUUUCUUUUUUUUUUUUUUGAUUUUUCUUUAUUAUUAUUAUUAUUAUUCCUCUCCUUUAUAAUUUGUUCUUCUUUUUUAAUGUAUUUAUUCUAUUAAUGUAAUUCAUUGCAAUAAAAUGAAAUAAUUACUUUAAA
Messenger RNA from Hevea brasiliensis (rubber tree), 2523 nucleotides. RefSeq names its product O-fucosyltransferase 7. The record is from RefSeq and is a predicted model, not a curated record. NCBI's taxonomy places the organism in Eukaryota, Viridiplantae, Streptophyta, Magnoliopsida, Malpighiales, Euphorbiaceae. The transcript has 12 exons. The coding region runs from base 403 to 2025 and encodes 540 amino acids. Gene Ontology annotation, cellular component: cytoplasm.